Cheilinus undulatus (humphead wrasse) is the source of this 814-nucleotide messenger RNA. It is a transcript of the gene cdab, whose product is annotated as cytidine deaminase b. Gene Ontology annotation, cellular component: cytosol. The transcript is spliced from 4 exons. The coding region runs from base 69 to 566 and encodes 165 amino acids. NCBI's taxonomy places the organism in Eukaryota, Metazoa, Chordata, Actinopteri, Labriformes, Labridae. Gene Ontology annotation, molecular function: zinc ion binding; cytidine deaminase activity. The record is from RefSeq and is a predicted model, not a curated record.
AUUUAAAACAGAGUCACAAAAGAUGCAUUCACUGACUCACAAAUAGCCACACAAAGCCAGCAGCAGGUAUGGAGUGCUUAAUGUUUAACGGUGAGAUGAUUCAUGUUAAGGAGCACGGCUCUAGACACUUGUCCUCGGACGUGGUGAAGGAGCUCAUCCAGCGGUCUCAGGAAGCCAAGAAGCAAGCCUACUGUCCAUACAGCAAGUUCAGAGUGGGAGCUGCUCUACUGACCCAUGACAACUGUGUGUUUACAGGGUGCAAUGUGGAGAACGCUUGUUACAACCUAGGAGUGUGUGCUGAAAGAAAUGCUAUCUCAAAGGCAGUGUCAGAAGGCUACAGAAGCUUCAAGGCUAUUGCAAUUGCAAGUGACCUGAACGACCAGUUCAUCUCCCCAUGUGGUGGCUGCAGGCAGUUCAUGAGAGAGUUUGGGUCAAACUGGACUGUGUACCUGUCCAAACCUGAUGGCUCAUACCUGAAGAUGACUGUGAACGAGUUGCUGCCUCUUUCCUUUGGCCCUGAGGAUCUGUCCAUGAAGAAAGUGAUUGACAUUCCCAACGAGUACUGAGCCUGGACUUUAAUGAAACAAAUACAAGUGUUUGGUAUUUGACCCUUAUGACUAGUUUUGUGUUCAGUGGUGCUCAAAGUGUUUUUGGCAGUUUUAUUUAUGGUAAAUAUUUGUUUCUGUAUGAAAUGUUGAUUGCAACUGUGUCCUAUAUUCACAAUUUACUGUGUACUCAUUGAAGCUUUUCACACCAUUUAGGCUAUUGUUGUAGACUUAAAAUUUCACUAUCAUUAAAAACGUUUACCUACUUA